AUGUCUCACGGCAAGAUGACGCUGUACAAAUUGGUGGUCUUGGGCGAUGGUGGCGUGGGCAAGACCGCCCUGACGAUACAGUUAUGUCUCAACCACUUCGUCGAGACCUACGACCCCACAAUCGAAGAUUCAUACCGCAAGCAGGUCCAAAUCGACGGCAUGUCGUGCAUGCUUGAAGUGCUCGACACGGCCGGGCAGGAAGAGUAUACAGCGCUGCGGGAUCAGUGGAUAAGAGACGGCGAAGGGUUCAUACUCGUGUACAGCAUAUCCUCACGCUCGUCAUUCACACGGAUACAGAAAUUUCAUCACCAGAUACAGCGGGUGAAGGAAUCCGCCGCGGCAGCAUCACCCACGUACCCCGGCUCGCCGCUCUCGCAAACCAUGGGCAAUUCAUACGGGCCCGCACCGAUCAUGCUGGUGGGCAACAAAUGCGACAGAGUGACGGAGCGAGAAGUGUCCACACAAGAAGGCCAGGCGCUCGCAAAGUCGCUGAAUUGCGAAUUUGUGGAGGCGUCCGCCAAGAACUGCGUCAACGUCGAGCGCGCUUUCUACGAUGUCGUGCGCCAGCUCCGGCGACAGCGAUCCAACGCUCCCUCACGGCAGAGCCAGAAGACCUCGAAUUCUGAUCCAGUCCCUCGCACGCCCCGGACAAACGGGAAUGAUGUGUACAAUGAUCGGGAGAAGAAGAAGCGAUACCGUCGAUCGGAUAGAGAUCGAGAGCGAGGAGGAGGCAGCAAAUGCGUUAUAUUGUGA
Molecule: messenger RNA, 753 nt
Organism: Zasmidium cellare ATCC 36951
Lineage: Eukaryota; Fungi; Ascomycota; Dothideomycetes; Mycosphaerellales; Mycosphaerellaceae
Exons: 2
Coding region: 1-753 (250 amino acids)
Biological process (GO): signal transduction
Cellular component (GO): plasma membrane
Molecular function (GO): GTP binding; GTPase activity; GDP binding
Source: RefSeq, a predicted model, not a curated record